AACCAUUUCUUCUCUUUUCACUCAUCUCUCAAAGACUCAAACCAUGAGCUUCCAAACACACUCUAACAAUAGUGAUGAAGGAAGCAAGGAAUUCAGUUUUUGGAAUACUUCACCAAAUACCAUCAUAACAACAUCUUCUGAAAAAUGUGAUUGUCAUAAUACUCAACUUGGUGGCAAUGAAACAAGAAUAUUCAAUAACCAUUGUUCAAGGAGUAAAGAUAUUUUAGAAGGAAAGAAUGAACUUAUGGAGAUGAUGCAAGACAUGUCUGAGUCUUGCUAUGAACUCUCUUUUCAAGACAUGGUUGUUGAGCAACAUCAAGUGUUGCAAUCAGAAACAGAAACAGAAUCAGUAUGUAGUAAAGCUCAGAAUCUUCGACACGAAAAGCUGAAGAAGAAAAAUAAGAAGAAAAAGGAAAACAAAAGUAAUAGUAGACAUGGUAAGAUAUUGAGAGUUGAAAGCAUGGAUAGUGAAACUUUUUUACUUAAGAUGUUUUUUCCAACUUCUCUUGAUUGGAUGAAGAAGACUAGUAAAGUACAAAAUGGUUCCAAGGUAGAACAAAAAGAUAAAGAAUGGAGAAUCAAAAGAUUGUUCACAGAAGAUAAACAAAAUACCGGUAGUAGUAGCAGCAGCAGCAACGAUAAAAGCAGGUAUGUUGAUCGCAGCACCUCAUUCUCGCAAAGUUGCUUCCCAUUCUUUCAUGAUAUAAAAAGCAAAUCAAAGAAACUUGGAGGAGGAUGAAUAUGUUGCUUACAAUAUGAAGAGUCUCUUGCUAGCUUGGAUGGAAAUUCAGAAUAUUUGAAAUAGAGGAUUCAAGGGUGGAGAAUUGCUAAGGACACUGUAGUCAUUCUUGAAUUAUUGGGUUUUGAUUGAAGUAUAGUGGCAUUCAUUUUACAUAUUUGAUUUGAUAAUUAAAAUUCAUCUUCAAAUAUGAGGAAAAGAUGUAGUUUUAGCCACAAGAAUCUUUGUUUAUUUCACUCCAUCAGCUAAAAUAUUAAUCCAGUA
This is a messenger RNA of Trifolium pratense (red clover), 1003 nucleotides long. RefSeq lists its product as uncharacterized. The record is from RefSeq and is a predicted model, not a curated record. The transcript is spliced from 2 exons. NCBI's taxonomy places the organism in Eukaryota, Viridiplantae, Streptophyta, Magnoliopsida, Fabales, Fabaceae. The coding region runs from base 44 to 739 and encodes 231 amino acids.